ACUGCACACUUCACUCUAUGCAAAAUGCAAAAACAAUUUUCUGCUCACUCUCUCUCUCUAGCUUUCAAAACUACUUUCCCUUUCUCCCCCCUCUCUCUCCUCACUUUUUCUCUCUCUAAAGAUUCAUAGGAAUCAAAUCAUCAAAACCCUAACCACCCAGAAGCCAGAAUCCAUAAACUCAUCUGGAAACCUGAAAAUUUUGAGCUCCAAACCCAGCAUUAUGCUCUCCAGCUUCCGCCAUUGAAAGAAAGAACCCAUCUUUCUGUUUCUUCUGCUGGGUAGGAAUAGAAGCUGCUGGGUAAGCAGAAAAAGCAUUAAAAACCCAGAAAUUCUCCCAGUUUCAAACCCAAAAAACCUAGCCUUUUUACUGCAUUGUUAAACCACAGAUAAACCCUCUUUCCAUUUUCCCCUAUUUCGAGAAACAGUUUCCAAAAAUGGCGAUUCAAAAACCCUUUUGCAAAACCCAAUUCUCCGUUUUUCUGCUAGUCCUAGCCAAUGUGGCUGUUUUUGUCACCUCCAAGUCGACAAUCGAGCCCUGCUCGAACGCCGACUCGUGCAAUGCCUUGCUCGGCUACACCGUCUACACCGAUCUCAAGGUCUCAGAGGUCGCCUCCCUCUUCCAGGUCGACCCAAUCGCUCUCCUCACCGCCAAUGCCAUCGACAUUUCGUACCCCGACGUCGAAAACCACAUCCUCCCCUCCCAGCUCUUCCUCAAAGUCCCAAUCAUCUGCUCCUGCGUCGACGGGAUUCGAAAGUCAGUGUCUACCCACUACAAGACCCGGCCUUCCGACACGCUGGCCUCCAUUGCUGAUUCGGUGUACUCCGGCUUGGUCUCGGCGGACCAGAUUCGGGAGGCCAAUUCGAUUUCGGACCCUUCUGUGCUCGACGUGGGGCAAACCCUUGUGGUGCCUCUGCCCUGCACUUGCUUCAAUGGGACUGAUAAUUCGCUGCCGGCUAUCUACUUGUCUUAUGUGGUGAACCCGGAGGAUACACUGGCGGGGAUUGCCGCCCGGUACUCGACUACCCUGACCGAUUUGAUGAAUGUGAAUGCCAUGGGGAACACAGCUAUUAAGGCUGCUGAUAUACUUGCAGUGCCAUUACCAGCUUGUGCAUCAAACUUUCCUAAAUCUGCUCAAGACUAUGGCUUGAUUGUGCCCAAUGGUAGCUAUGCCAUUACAGCAAGCCACUGUUUACAAUGCAGUUGUGGGCCUGGGAGUCUCAACUUGUACUGCCAGCCUGCUUCAUUAGCAGUUUCAUGUUCGAGCAUGCAAUGUAGAAACAGUAACCUCAUGGUCGGGAACGUUACAGUUCAGCAGAGUGGUGGUGGUUGCAAUGUCACUUCUUGUAACUAUGGUGGUUUUGUGAAUGGAAGCAUCGUCUCAACGUUAUCUAAAUCUCUUCAGCCCCGUUGCCCAGGUCCACAGAAAUUUCCACCACUUAUAGCCCCACCUACCUCAGUAAUCCGUGACACAAUGUUUGCACCCGCACCUGCUCCCGAGUCAGAUGGUUCUAUUGGUGGGAUACCCAAGUCACCUUCAGUGUUACCCGGGGUGCGUCCAGCAGGAUUGGCCCCUAUAGGUGGCCCUGCUGGGAUUGCUUCUGAUGCCUGCUCACUGAUCGAUCCAUUGGGCAAUUUCCCAACCGCUGUUCUGCUACUUUUGUAUGUCAAGUUCAUGAUUGCCAUCUUAUGAUGAUUUCCGUUUUGUGCUCUUGAUCGUUGUUUCAGCAUCGGAUUCGUAUUUAUUUCUAGUGUUGAACUGAUUUUGUGAAUGUGGCGAACCGUCAUUGGUGGGUUUUAAUUAGUGAUGGGUUUUGUUUUGCUCAACUAUCGGAUUAUGCACUGUGAGUCAGUGUGUGUGAGGUAGUGGAAGUUGCCAUCUCUGUAAUCUAUUCUUGUUGCCAAUUUCUUGAGUCUCAGGAUAUUGUCUGGGCAGACCCCUUACUGGCAUUUUUGUUAUGAUCUCUAUUCUCUAA
Pyrus x bretschneideri (Chinese white pear) is the source of this 1974-nucleotide messenger RNA. Its product is annotated as lysM domain-containing GPI-anchored protein 1. The record is from RefSeq and is a predicted model, not a curated record. Lineage: Eukaryota; Viridiplantae; Streptophyta; Magnoliopsida; Rosales; Rosaceae. The transcript is spliced from 5 exons. The coding region runs from base 435 to 1691 and encodes 418 amino acids.